Molecule: messenger RNA, 1432 nt
Organism: Dissoconium aciculare CBS 342.82
Lineage: Eukaryota; Fungi; Ascomycota; Dothideomycetes; Mycosphaerellales; Dissoconiaceae
Product: putative oxidoreductase
Exons: 1
Coding region: 147-1190 (347 amino acids)
Molecular function (GO): dioxygenase activity
Source: RefSeq, a predicted model, not a curated record
GACAGCUAUUCGGCCUUAAGUUCCAGCUAUCUGUAGCAAUCUCUUGAGCCACGUCAACCCCCGUUCUAUAUCUCCAAAUUUUGUCAAUUGCCUCGAUCCGGCAGCAGCGGUUUUCUCCAUCGGCUUAACCUGGAAAGCUGGCCAACAUGCCUUCGGCAAGAUACUUCGACCAGUGCCCCCCUUUUCCUGAAGAUGUACCGGUCGCCGAGAUACCUAUCAUCAAAUUGAAAGCGCUCGAGGGAAAUAGCGUAGAAGAAGGCUCCCGUUUGUUCGACGCCUGCUGCAAGCAUGGCUUCUUUUUGCUUGAUUUCAACAGUAGCUCCCAAGGAGAUGGGCUGUUGACCGACGCUGAGAGCAUGUUCGACCUCGCGACGGAAACUUUCAGUCUCGAAAAAAGCGUCCUCGAUCAAUUCGCCUAUCGGCCACCCAAAGACCUUCUCGGCUACAAAGAGGCUGGUAAGCUGAAGACCGAUGAUGGCAAACUAGACGCCACCGAAUUGUACACGCUCGGGCAAGAUGACAUGCUUGGCACACUCUUGCCCCGGAAGAACCCCGAACCAAUUGAAGGUCAGCGAGAAAAAUGUCGAGACUUCUUCGAAAAGGCCCAUGCUGCUGUCGCGACCGUUCUCAAGGCAUUAGAUGGUCCUCUUGGCCUACCUCGUGGCACUCUGGUGGAUCUUUGUAGGCCGGGAAGGUUGUCCGCGACCUCUUUACGUCUACUUCUCACACGACCACAAGAGCCUACCCCGAGGAGGAUCACGCUCGGAGCACACACCGAUAUCGGUCUAAUCACACUCCUUUUCAAUGUGGCAGGUGGUCUGCAGAUCUUGCCAGCCGAAAGUGAGAAUGUCGACAAGAAUUGGCGGUAUAUCAAACCUCAACCAGGCUGCGCCGUAAUGAAUAUUGGAGACACUCUGGUAGAGUGGACGGGUGGGGUCCUACGAAGCUCGCUCCAUCGUGUUGUCACCGCCCCAGGCAUGCAGAGUACUUCGUCAAGGGUUAGUCUCGCGUAUCUGGUGCGGCCAGCACGCGGGCAGUCGAUGCGACGCCUCCAGGGCGACGGCAAAGUUAUUCCUGUGGCGGCCGAAGAAGACACGCGCGAUGUAGAUGAAUGGGCAGCUGAGCGAGCUGGCCAGAUCAUUCGCGGCGUGUUGAAACCACGAACGACUGGAGGCAUACUCAUUAUGUAGAGAUCGUCUGGGUGAAGCUAUGCACGAAUGGAUUAGUUCUUCAUAUGAGAGUGUUCUUUUUAGGACCUAGUGUAGAGAUUCUUGACGACAGAGAGUUCUUGAAGCGGGCGCUCGAGCGUGCUCUCUGACACUAUCCAUAAACUAUCAUAAUAGAUCUUGAACAUCCGUUCGGCGCGUUCUUGAUCAACAAAGCUCUCGCUGAAAUAAACAUCGAGCUCCCCCGAGUCUGCAAACUGCGUCAC